ACUCCCACGCAUGAGAGUUUGUGAAAAAAAUUCCUCUUUUGCAUAAACGCCGUUAACUCAGAAAACACGCACUAACACUCUUCACUGACUGCAGUAAUUCAACUCUCUCCCCGCUGUAGCCGCCAUCUCCGACCACCGCGAACGGAGGCGGUGCUGAAUGCAAACAUCUUAAACUAAUCGUCCCAAACGCCGAUUUGAUCGUCGACUUAGGGUUUUCUCUAGUAAUUUAUUUUUAAUUAAUUUUUUUUUAGUAUUUGGGGGGUAAUUUUAAUGGCUUCGGAGGAUGUCAAGACGAGCGAAUCGGCCGUGUCAAAGAUUGUUAACCUUGCUGAGGAGGCGAAGCUUGCUAAAGAAGAAAUCAAGCCUACUAAAUACCAAGUCUACAGUAUCUGCAAGUCUCUCGUUGCUGGUGGAAUAGCCGGAGGCGUGUCCAGAACUGCAGUAGCUCCACUGGAACGACUAAAAAUAUUGCUACAGGUUCAAAAUCCGCAUAACAUAAAAUACAAUGGUACUAUUCAAGGCUUGAAAUAUAUCUGGAGAACUGAGGGCUUUAGAGGGUUGUUUAAAGGCAAUGGCACCAAUUGUGCUCGAAUAGUUCCAAAUUCUGCUGUAAAGUUCUUCAGCUAUGAGCAAGCCUCCAAGGGUAUUUUAUAUGUGUAUCAGCAACAAACUGGCAAUGAGGAUGCUCAGUUGACUCCUUUAUUACGUCUGGGAGCUGGAGCUUGUGCUGGAAUAAUUGCUAUGUCUGCAACAUACCCGAUGGAUAUGGUUCGAGGUAGACUAACUGUGCAGACAGACAAAUCUCCCUAUCAGUAUAGAGGAAUAUUUCAUGCUUUGUCAACUGUGCUUCGUGAGGAAGGUUUUCGUGCUCUGUACAAGGGUUGGCUUCCUUCUGUCAUUGGAGUUGUUCCAUACGUGGGUCUCAACUUUGCUGUGUAUGAAUCUCUAAAAGAUUGGUUAAUUAAAUCUAAUCAGUUUGGGCUUGCUGAAAACAAUGAAUUGGGCGUGGUAACAAGACUUGCAUGUGGUGCUGCAGCAGGUACUGUUGGACAAACUGUUGCAUACCCUCUUGAUGUUAUCCGUAGAAGAAUGCAGAUGGUGGGAUGGAGUAAUGCUGCUUCAGUUGUCACUGGUGAUGGGAGAAACAAGGCCUCCCUUGAAUAUACUGGCAUGAUUGAUGCUUUCAGGAAAACUGUUAGGUACGAGGGCUUCAGAGCAUUGUAUAAGGGUUUGGUCCCCAAUUCAGUGAAGGUCGUUCCAUCAAUCGCUAUUGCUUUCGUGACAUAUGAACAAGUGAAGGACAUCCUGGGGGUCGAGAUUAGAAUAUCAGACUGAGGUGAAUGGCACUUCAACGUUCAUUAUUUGCAGCAUGUGAUUUUUGUAGGCAGAAGAAGAGAGAAACGACAGUGUUAAUGCUGCUAUCCUCUUCUGUGGAGCGAUAAGUUAGAAACUAACCUACCUAUUUUUAUACGUCCCUCCUGUCUAAUGAUGCAUUUUUUUCUUGGGUUUCCGAACCAUGUUGUCAAUAAGAACUAGCAAGGAAUAGCACAAUAAAUGCUUUUGCAGGUUGCAGUUAAUUCGGAGAAAGCAUAGACAGAUGAUUAUGAAUGUUUCUGUAUCGUUUUAAUGAACAAAAUUCUCAGGUUUUAGAUGAAUCGUGGUGAUUAAUCAAGUUACUCU
Messenger RNA from Olea europaea var. sylvestris, 1680 nucleotides. RefSeq names its product mitochondrial adenine nucleotide transporter ADNT1-like. The record is from RefSeq and is a predicted model, not a curated record. Lineage: Eukaryota; Viridiplantae; Streptophyta; Magnoliopsida; Lamiales; Oleaceae. Gene Ontology annotation, biological process: transmembrane transport. The transcript is spliced from 8 exons. Bases 271 to 1335 code for a protein of 354 amino acids.